UGGUGUGAGGCCAUGGAGCAGUACACAGCCAACAGCAGCAGCUCCACGGAGCAGAUCGUGGUGCAGGCCGGGCAGAUCCAGCAGCAGCAGCAGGGAGGUGUCACUGCUGUCCAGCUGCAGACUGAGGCCCAGGUGGCAUCGGCCUCAGGCCAGCAAGUCCAGACCCUGCAGGUAGUGCAGGGGCAGCCGCUGAUGGUCCAGGUGAGCGGCGGGCAGCUCAUCACCUCCACCGGGCAGCCCAUCAUGGUGCAGGCCGUGCCCGGCGGGCAGGGCCAGACCAUCAUGCAGGUGCCGGUGUCGGGCACGCAGGGGCUGCAGCAGAUUCAGUUGGUCCAGCCAGGUCAGAUUCAGAUUCAAGGUGGGCAGGCUGUGCAGGUACAGGGGCAGCAGGGCCAGACCCAGCAGAUCAUUAUACAGCAGCCCCAGACUGCAGUUACUGCUGGCCAGACACAGACCCAACAACAAAUAGCAGUGCAAGGCCAGCAGGUCGCCCAGGCUGCUGAGGGCCAGACCAUCGUGUACCAGCCCGUGAACGCCGACGGCACCAUCCUGCAGCAAGUUACAGUCCCUGUUACAGGCAUGAUCACCAUUCCAGCAGCCAGCCUGGCUGGAGCACAGAUUGUCCAGACGGGAGCCAACACCAACACCACCAGCAGUGGCCAAGGGACGGUCACAGUGACACUGCCAGUGGCUGGAAACGUUGUCAAUUCAGGGGGAAUGGUCAUGAUGGUGCCUGGAGCUGGGUCAGUCCCAGCCAUCCAGAGAAUCCCCCUGCCUGGGGCAGAGAUGCUGGAGGAGGAGCCCCUCUACGUGAACGCCAAGCAGUACCACCGCAUCCUCAAGAGGAGGCAGGCACGGGCUAAGCUGGAAGCAGAGGGAAAAAUUCCCAAGGAAAGAAGGAAAUACCUGCACGAGUCGCGGCACCGACACGCCAUGGCCAGGAAACGGGGAGAGGGAGGACGCUUCUUCUCCCCCAAGGAGAAGGACAGCCCUCACAUGCAGGAUCCCACUCAGACCAACGAAGAAGCGAUGACACAGAUGAUCAGAGUCUCCUAACCGCUGCUGCCGGGGGAAAACACCUGGAUGGAAUUCCCGGCCCUCCUGCCAGUCUGUCCUGCCUGUCCAGUGUGUCCAGCGAGUCUCAGAGUGGGACAAUCAUCGUGUCACAGCCUGUCCUUUUCUACAGAACAAGCACCACGUGUUCGGGGCGUGGUGGAGAUUUUAACUCAACAAACAGACUUCCAGACUGCCUUGGUGCACUCUCCUGAUCCAGCACAGGGAGUUUGGAGUCUGAGAGCUCGUCAGCUGCACCACAGGACUGUGUUUGCCCAGCAGAGACGUAUUUCCAUCCACUCCUCACACCUUCGGACUUCGUUUCCCUGAACUGGUCCCUGUUGUUGCACUUCUGGACCUGGCAGAAACUGAAGGGGAUUCUUUUCAACUCCACCUUGUAAAUGUGUAAACAGCAAGCUCUUCCUGGGGAAAGGUUCAGCCAUCAGUCAAUGAUAGAAAUACUCAAGAUUACUGCAGGACUUGGUGUAUUGUGUGUCUGUUCCAAGAACUAAGGUGGGAGAGGGUGAUGUGGGGAGAAGGAUUUCAUUAGUAAAAGCAGUCUCUGGGGAGGGGGGGUUGUAUGUUUAUUGCCAGUAGUUAUUGCUUUGGAAGAAAACUGGAUGCGAGUAUAAAAGUGAUUUAAACUUUUAA
Molecule: messenger RNA, 1704 nt
Organism: Empidonax traillii (willow flycatcher)
Lineage: Eukaryota; Metazoa; Chordata; Aves; Passeriformes; Tyrannidae
Gene: NFYA
Product: nuclear transcription factor Y subunit alpha
Exons: 9
Coding region: 13-1056 (347 amino acids)
Biological process (GO): regulation of transcription by RNA polymerase II
Cellular component (GO): CCAAT-binding factor complex
Molecular function (GO): RNA polymerase II cis-regulatory region sequence-specific DNA binding; DNA-binding transcription factor activity, RNA polymerase II-specific
Source: RefSeq, a predicted model, not a curated record